Molecule: messenger RNA, 2028 nt
Organism: Humulus lupulus (European hop)
Lineage: Eukaryota; Viridiplantae; Streptophyta; Magnoliopsida; Rosales; Cannabaceae
Exons: 4
Coding region: 1-2028 (675 amino acids)
Source: RefSeq, a predicted model, not a curated record
AUGGUCAAAUUCAGAGAUGAGGCUACUCGUGACUUGGUCCUAGAAUCAGGGGUAGUUCAUUUCGAUAAGAAGCCUGUUAUUUUAAGGGCUUGGACAACUGAUAUUGACUCUCUGAAAUCGAUUAAAUCAGUGCCAGUUUGGAUCCGUCUUCCUGAUCUCGGGUUACAGUACUGGGGUACCAAAUGUUUGAGUGCAUUGGUCAGCACUAUUGGGAAACCAAUAAUGAUAGAUAAGAUCACCAAAGACAGGUCAAUGAUUAAAUUUGCUCGGAUUCUAGUUGACAUGGAAAUAUCAGAUUCUCUUCCUAAAUUCAUUAGCUAUAUCAAUGAGAGAGGCCAAGUAAUGGACAAACUGAUUGACUAUGAGUGGUUGCCUACAAAGUGCUCUCAGUGUAAGAAACUAGGGCAUACAGCUUCAUCUUGCAAAUUUGUGGAAGGAAUGGUUUGGAGAAAGAAGGAGGUCCCAAUAGCUCCUGCAGAUGGAUGUUUUACUCAUGAAGAAUCUGGUAGUCAUCUGAAACAAGCCCAGGAAAGUUCACCUCAGAUUUCAACUAAAGAGGAAUCGAAAUCCCAACAUGUGGAGCUUCCAAAGGGUCAAGGAUGGGCCACCCCGAAAAAACCAGGUACUCAGAAAACGAAAACCCCAGUAACAAGCCAGAAUACAAGUAAUACCUUCAGUGUUCUCCAAAAACAGAAGCAGUUUCUUAAUGAUCCUUCAUUGUUAUUGAAUUUGAAUGGAAAAUUUCAAUAUAAUGAGUUGGAAUGCCAGUCAUUUUGUUUUACUGUGGUUUAUGGCUCUAAUCAGUUGGAGAAUAGGAGAGCUCUUUGGUCUGAGAUAACUGUUUUAUCUUUCCCUGUUAAAUCUUGGUUAAUAGUUGGAGAUUUCAAUUCUGUCUUUAACUCAGCAGACCGAAUGGGGGGUAAGGCUAUAUCUCCCAAAGAGCUAGAGGAUGCUCGAAAAUGGCUUGAUCUCGGUAUAGUGGAAGAAAUGAAGCUUCUGGGUUCUUUUUAUACUUGGUCAAAUAAUCAAGAUGGGAAUAAUCACAUUUUUUCCAAGUUAGACAGAGUGUUUUUUAACGAGGAUUGGCUUGACUCUUUUCCUAAUGUCAGUGCCAUAGCCAAUUGGGAGGUUGUUUCAGAUCACUGUGCUAUAGUUUUGAAGCAUAUUUCAGUCCAAAAGAAUGGUUUGCGUCCUUUUCGUUUCUUCAAUAUGUGGACUAGCCAUCCGAAAUUCAAGACUACUCAGAUUUCAAGGAAAUUGCACCAGCUUAAAUUUAAAUUGAAGAGGUUCAAUUGGAGGAUCGUUGGAGACAUAGUCAAGAAUUAUGAGGAAAGCAAGAAUGUGUACCAGCAAGCUAAAAUUAACCUGUUUUCUGAUCCGAAUAAUCAGACCUUGAGUGUUAUCGAGAGAGCUUCUCAUCUAGAGUUUAAAAAACAAGAGGCAGCUUAUGCUUGCUAUCUAGUUGAAGUAGAUUAUCCAAAGGUAAUCAGUCAUUUUACUCAACACUUUCAGUCAUUUUUGGGCGGUUAUAGUGUAGCUUAUGGUCUUAUUGAGUCCUCAGUCGUGCAUUUAGGUUCAAUCCUUAGCCUAGAUGACCAAACUGAGCUUCUUAAACCAUUCACUUUUCAAGACGUCAAAACAGCCAUGUUUAGUAUUAAGGCAGUUAAGAGCCCUAGUCCAGACGGAUUUGGUGCUGGUUUUUUCAAGAGUUUAUGGUUUGUCAUAGGGAAAGAGGUGGCCACUGCAGUGCUUGAAUUCUUUGACACAGGAUGCAUCCCGAAGGCUUUAAACAAUACCAUAUUAACUCUUAUUCCUAAAGUCAGCCAACCUUCAAAUGCCUCAGGGUAUAGACCAAUUGCUUGCUGUAAUACCCUUUACAAAUGCAUUUCUAAAAUGCUUUGUAACAGGUUGACAUCUAUCCUUCCCAAGAUGGUUAAUCAAAAUGAAGGUGCGUUCGUUAAGAAUAGAUCUCUUGCCCAUAAUGUUCUUAUUCUUCAAGAUCUUCUUAAAGGCUAUAAUCGUAAAUGA